AUGAUUGAUCCGUCGACCUUGCCGCCCACAUUUCAGGACACAAUCAUAGUAGCGCGAGAGCUGGGCGUAUCCUAUCUGUGGAUUGACAGUCUUUGUAUCAUCCAGGAUGAUAAAGAUGACUGGGCACGGCAUGCUGAGCACAUGGACCAGAUAUACGAGAAUGCGCUGCUCGUUGUCGCAGCCGUGUCCUCUAAUAAUGGCUCCGUCCCCUUCUUGGGUACGGAGGCUCCCUCCACAAGAUCAUACUACCACAGCGUGGGUAUUGGACCUAGAGUGUCAGACGCGUCGGACGGUAGAGAGCCUAUAAGCUGUCUCAGAGCUAGACGACGUGAAGUGCUUCUCUCCCCCACGUGGAUCGAUGGACCACUCGAAUCGCGAGCGUGGGCAUGGCAAGAGCGUCAUUGUGCUGUGCGUAUCCUCAGCUUCACGGACCUAGAAGUCAAGUGGCGUUGUAAGGUCACAGUAGCCUGCGAAUGCCAGUAUGAAGACGCCGCAUAUAAGCAGCGGGACGAACAGAAGGCGACCCUAAAGAAUUGGCACACUUGGAUCGGGGAAUAUUCGACACGAGAUCUCACAUAUGGUACCGACCGGUUACCCGCCAUUGCGAGUGUCGCUUCACGCUUGCACACUGCAUUGGAGUCCAACUACUUGGCUGGACUUUGGGAGGUGGAACUACCAUUCAAUCUCGGCUGGUAUCGCGAGGAAUUCACCGAUGGCCCGAGCAUGAGGGCUCAGAUUAGGCCCGCAAUGGAUAAUGGAGUCCCGUCGUGGUCAUGGGCAUCGAAUGCUAUGCGAUCCAUCAGGGUCUGGUCCUAUUCUUGGUUGCCAGAGUCUAUGGAACCCGGGCCCGAGCCAGUAUUGGAAUCCAAAGUCGAUAUCCUUGAUAUAGACUGCAUUCCAAGCGUCGCUAAUAAGUUCGGAGCAGUGCAGGCUGGAAGCUCCAUCCAGCUACGUGCACAUGUGGUCGAAGCAGUCAUGUACUACGACGACCACGGUCGUGCCAGCGUAUGUAAGGAGGGCUUCAAUGCACAGGUUGUUUUUCCGGAUUGCAGAAUAUCUUCCAACACGGACUCGAGAAAAGCCGGAACACAUGUGAAUCUCCGACGUGAUCCUUCUUCGUUCCUGGGUAAUUUGGACCAUAUUCAAGUGGACAGCGCAACCUACAACAAGAACCAUGAUCCGGGCACGAGACGAUGUGGAACAGUCUACCGUCUAUUGCUAUUUACUGGGACACGUAUGAAUGAAACUGGUGCUUGCAUUCUGGUUUUGGGGCAAAUCGUUGAUGGGGGCGAACUCCGCUAUCAACGAUUGGGUCUCGGCGCCACGUCCAUGGACUGUUGUUCAGGACCGCGGUAUCGCAAGACAUGGAAGUCUUGGCAGGCCUGGGAUGCCCUCGAACAAUGGUCAGAAUGGGAGAAGUGGUUUGCCGAUACGGAGCCGGAGGUGAUCAAAAUCGUGUAA
Molecule: messenger RNA, 1461 nt
Organism: Alternaria arborescens
Lineage: Eukaryota; Fungi; Ascomycota; Dothideomycetes; Pleosporales; Pleosporaceae
Exons: 1
Coding region: 1-1461 (486 amino acids)
Source: RefSeq, a predicted model, not a curated record